Molecule: messenger RNA, 321 nt
Organism: Rangifer tarandus platyrhynchus (Svalbard reindeer)
Lineage: Eukaryota; Metazoa; Chordata; Mammalia; Artiodactyla; Cervidae
Source: the annotation of a GenBank genome assembly
AUGAAUGUACAACACAAACUGUGUGAAGCCAUGAAGGAAAAGGAGGGGCCGAAGUGUGGGACAGAAAAGACAUUGCAGUAUGCGGGGAAGGCUUUGGUUUGCUCAGAGUGCCAGGUGCAGGGACGAACCUCUGAUGGGCUUCGUGCCCAAGAGGUGGGCAGCCUCCUCACCCAGCAGAUGUCCAGAGCUGGCUUCGCUGCUGAGCUCCCUGUGUUUUUCGCUUUAAAGAAAGGUUGCCAGCACUUUAACUUCACCAACCUUCCCGUUACCCACAUCUAUAAUUGGUACACUUCAAAUUUUAGAACUAUGCACAUCCUCUGA